Messenger RNA from Rhizoctonia solani, 645 nucleotides. Its product is annotated as glycoside hydrolase family 45 protein. The transcript is spliced from 7 exons. Gene Ontology annotation, biological process: carbohydrate metabolic process. Lineage: Eukaryota; Fungi; Basidiomycota; Agaricomycetes; Cantharellales; Ceratobasidiaceae. The coding region runs from base 1 to 645 and encodes 214 amino acids. Gene Ontology annotation, molecular function: cellulase activity. The record is from RefSeq and is a predicted model, not a curated record.
AUGAUAUUCUCGACCGUACUCGUCACCUUGACUGCUCUUGGAGCCGUAAGUGCUCAAUCCGGAUCUGGACAAACUACGCGUUAUUGGGAUUGCUGCAAAGAGAGUUGUGGAUGGUCGGGUAAAGCGAGUGUAUCGGCCCCUGUUCAAAGCUGCGGCAUCAAUAACAACCCUUUGUCUGACAACAAUGUUCAGUCGGGGUGCAAUGGAGGUGGUGCAUAUGCAUGCGCCAACCAUUCACCAUUUGCUGUCAACGAUAGUUUGGCGUACGGAUUUGCUGCAGUGAACAUCCAAGGUGGCACCGAGUCAUCUUGGUGUUGCCAGUGUUACGAAUUGACGUUUACGAGUGGGCCAGUCUCUGGCCAGAAAAUGAUAGUGCAAACUACCAACACAGGAGGAGACCUUGGAAAUAAUCAUUUUGAUUUGAUGAUCCCGGGAGGAGGGGUUGGAAUCUUCGGACAGGGAUGUGCUGCCCAGUACGGGGCUCCGUCUACCGGGUGGGGGGCUCAGUACGGCGGAGUAUCUAGCAUUGCGGAAUGCUCUCAACUUCCUUCUGCGCUACAAGCUGGGUGCCAAUGGCGUUUCAAUUGGUUUAAGGGAGCCGACAACCCAUCGGUUAGUGCCUUCGUUCACAACAACUGUCUAUAG